Ooceraea biroi (clonal raider ant) is the source of this 4069-nucleotide messenger RNA. Its product is annotated as facilitated trehalose transporter Tret1. Gene Ontology annotation, biological process: carbohydrate transport; transmembrane transport. Gene Ontology annotation, molecular function: sugar transmembrane transporter activity. Lineage: Eukaryota; Metazoa; Arthropoda; Insecta; Hymenoptera; Formicidae. Gene Ontology annotation, cellular component: membrane. The record is from RefSeq and is a predicted model, not a curated record.
AUAAAAUAUAGAGAAUCGCGCUUAAAUUUGUUUGACAAAUAAAUAACUAUCUUUUUCCUCCAAUCUUAAAAUAAUUGAUCAUUACUUGAGAGCAUAAUAAGAUAAAAGCAUCAUUAGCAAUGAUUGCUUUUAUCUUAUUAUCGCGAAAAUAGCUUCAAUUUUGCUAUUUACUUUUCACGCUAUUAGCUGUUAUCUGAUUGUAAUUAUUUCAGGAAGAUUAUCUUAAAUUGUUUGAAAACAAAUUGCCCGAGGAAUAUGUUUCUGCAAUAAUAUUACAAGAGAUGAAAACACGAGAUGGGAAAACCGAGGUAAAGUUUAUUUUUCAGGUCUCUUUAAAAAUUGCAUCGCAGUGUGACGAACUUAUUUUGUCUUUUACAAAUUACGAUGUUAAAUGGCACAAUCUCAACACAACGCGGUUCUACAAUUUCGAUAAUCGGUAUCGGACAAACUUAAAAAGUUUCCUCCUCUUGUCAAAAUAAUAGCUUGCAAAAUGUUUUUUCGGCGAUUCUUUAUAUCUUCCUAGAUGUAUUUGUUCACUGUAUUCGGCAAGUAAACCGCACACCGUGAAUUACGGCUUGCGUAAUACGUCUUAAUCUAUCGUCGACGGUCACAUGCAGUCUGUAAUCACUCGAGCCGCCGAUAAGACUGCAAAAGCACAACGUUACAAUGAAUGCCAGCGAACGCCGCCAGCAAAUAAAUAGCGAUAAAUCAUUUGCAUCCGUGCACUCGUUCUUCCUCCUCCUCUCUCCCCCUCUGUUUCUCUAUCUCUAACUAAUUAUCUAACUCUAAUUAACAUAUUUAUUUUUCUUUCAGCGCAUCUCAGAUAUUUCACACCCGGAGGGGCUCAACGCUUGAGAGGCGGAACGUAUUUGUCAUGUUCCUAUAAAUAUUCUUAUUUUGCGACGCAGUGACCAUCGAUGCAACGAUCGGAAAUUUUCCAAUUCCAACACAGAGAUAUAGAACAACACCGGAAACACGUGGGGAAAGAGCGUGGCGAGCACUGUCGGCACGAUACAAUACGAUACGAUACGAUCUGUCUUCGCGUUGGCAAACGUGCGAGCACGUUGCUCCAUUCCGCGCACUUUAUCCCACGAGUGCAUUGAAUAUGAACGCCGGCGUGAAAAUAAGCGAAAUUAAAUAAGGAAAACAAGAGAGACGCGAGGCACAUGACUGACUCGGAUUGAUAGUGGCAAACUCGUGACCACGGGUAAAGCACGAUAAAGCACCGCAAGAACGAUUUAAUCGGCCACAACUGGCCACAAACGUGUUCAGUCCUUCGCCGGCAUGUCCAGGAACAGGAAUUACGAGACGUUCGCCAGCAGCGAAGCGCGAGACGCGUCGACGCCGACAUCAUCUACGCCAUCCACAAAAAAUUGUGGCGUGCAAGACCCGGAGAAGACUUCGCUAGUGGACUCGGCGCUUCUCCCAAAGAUUCAGCCGUCCACACUACUGGAUGAUGAAAAGGUAAAUUUGGCCGCGAAUGGCAACGCUAAUAAUCCCGAUCCCGAAGCUGGCCGAACUCCUAGAGGUAGCGCCGUCAGACAAGUCCUGGCCGCGUUGGUGGCUCAGCUCGGUACCAUUAACACUGGCAUGGCCUUCGGCUUUUCGGCCAUUGCUUUGCCGCAGCUUCAAGAACCGGACAGCAUCAUUCCUAUCAAGGAAGGCUCAACAGAGGAAUCAUGGAUCGCUAGUAUGUCCUCCAUCGGCACGCCUAUCGGUUGCUUAGCAUCCGGCUAUAUGAUGGAUAUGUUCGGCAGAAAGCGUUCGCUCAUCAUCACCGAGAUCCCCGCCUUACUCGGAUGGCUUCUAAUCACAUUCGCGACGGACAUACGCAUGAUAUACGCUGGCCGUUUCUUUGUCGGUCUGGGAUCGGGCAUGGUAGGUGCGCCGGCUCGUGUUUAUACCAGUGAAGUAACUCAGCCGCAUCUGCGUGGGAUGCUGACCGCUAUCGCGAGCGUUGGAGUUAGUACUGGAGUGCUGAUCGAGUACGCCCUAGGAAGUAUGCUCACGUGGAACGUCUGCGCGGCAAUCAGCGGCAUUCUACCGCUCACCGCGUUGCUGCUGAUGUUCCUGUUCCCGGAGACGCCGUCUUACCUCAUAUCGCGCAGCAAGCCCGAACAAGCGAAGAAGGCGUUGCAAAAAUUCCGCGGCAGUACUUAUAACGUGAAUCAUGAAAUGGAGACGUUGGUCGAAUUCUCCAACAAGAACAACAUCAAGCGGCUCACGGGGCUUCGAGAGAUCGUGUGCGCCGUACUGAAACCUAGUGCCUUGAAACCGUUCACCUUGCUGUUCCUGUACUUCCUGAUAUAUCAAUGGUCAGGCACGAACGUUAUAACUUUUUACGCCGUCGAAAUCUUCAAAGACUCGGGAGCGAGCAUGAACAAGUAUUUGGCGGCAGUCAUUCUAGGAAUAGUCAGACUCGCGUCGACGAUCGUGGCCUGCGUGUUAUGCAGGAAGUGUGGCAGGAGACCCCUGACGAUGGUGUCUUCUAUAGGCUGUGGACUCUCUAUGGUAGGAUUAGGUGGAUAUAUGUGGCUGAAACAAUACUGGGUCGCAAACGAUCUCCCCCUCGUCGCCACAUGGAUUCCAGUGCUCUGUAUAUUCUCGUACACCGUCACUUGCACCUUGGGUUUCUUGGUGAUUCCGUGGGUGAUGAUCGGCGAAGUCUAUCCCGUGCAAGUACGCGGUAUCAUCGGUGGCCUGACUACUAUGUGCGCGCAUACGUUCGUCUUCAUGGUGGUCAAGACUUAUCCUUUCCUGGCCAGCGCGAUUACCCGCCAUGGCACUUUCAUCCUUUAUGGCUGCGUAUCUUUGUUGGGAACAAUAUACUUCUACACGUGUCUGCCGGAAACUAAGGGUAAAACCUUGCAAGAGAUCGAAGAUUAUUUCUCUGGCCGAAGUAAUGCUUUGACAACCAGUAGGAUGAGUAAUAAACCGGAAGUUUUGGAGAUUAAGAAAGGCCAGAUAUUACCGUAAAGAAAGAGGACCAUUGUACAACUUUCAUCCAGCGUCUACUUUGAAGAAGGACCUGCUCUAAUUACGAGAGAGAAAAAUUUCAGCAUUUGUUUAGCAGUUAAGCUUAAUUAUGGUAGUUGUGUCACAAAAAUAAUACAGAAACUAAGGACUUUAUUUACUUUUAGUGAUUACGAAAUGGGCGAAGUACUCAAGGGGUUUUGACGUUUGCUUUGUGACGAAUGUACUCUUUUUUAGAAGAUAAUUACUUAAUUAUUUUUAAACAAACAUUAAAGAAACAUAAUAAUGUACGAGACAAAGAAAAUCUAUACGCACAUUAAAAUGUAAUCAAAUCUAAAAUAUUAUUGAAACAAUUAUCAAAAGGCAAAUAUUAUCAUUAUAUAAUUUAUAACUUUUACAUUACGUGCAGAUUUGUUCACAAAGCAUGAAAGUUUGACUGUGCAUAUGAUGCAUAUUAGUGCAUAUUAGUCACUAAUGCCUAUUAAGGUACUAGCGUUCUUGUGACUUCAAUCACAAAUGAACACGAUAAGAUAUUAUCUAAAUAAACUGGCUGAAAUAGAUUAUAAUAGAUGAUAAUCCGCAAUUUUGUUUAUGAGAAUGUAAAGGGAAAAAGACAAUAUGCCUUGAUAAUCUAAUCAAGAGAAUAUGCACAAAUACAAAUAGGUGCUAUUUAUUGUAUCAUAGUAUUAAAUCGUAAUGUAUGCAUAUGCGAGUAAGCGAUGAGAAUCCACAAGAGCCUAUGACAAAUACGAAUUUUUAGAAAUAAUAUUAUAAGGGCUAUUUUUUAAAUUUAUGAGAAUUUUAAUUUUAAGUGAGAAUGUCUGUAUGUGCAAGUAGUAAUUAGUAACGUUACGAAACCAGAUCGAGAAUUCUCAAAGAUAUAUUUAUUACAAAAUAUGUGUAAAUCUCGUGUUAUUUAUCAUUAUAAUAUACAAUCUAAAAUUGGAUCAACAUUAAUUGACAAAUAUGAUAAACAUGUCACUAAAUGCCUCAAUUGUGACUGUGCUGUAUAUACUAGCCUUUAAUGAAUGAAAAAUUAUGGAAGCGACUUAUUUUUUAUAAGAAAGUAAAGAGUAAAUCACUGCUCUAUCUUUAA